GAGUGACAGUCCGCUGUAGAACACUGCCAGGGUCUGGGAUAUAGCGCUACUCACUGCCAAGCACAGGGGCACUCGCUCUGCUCUCCACUCACUCCCAACAUGCCUAAAAAGAAGCCUACGCCCAUACAGCUGAAUCCCAACCCCGAAGGGACUGCUGUGAACGGGACCCCUACAGCCGAGACAAACCUUGAAGCUCUGCAGAAAAAGUUGGAAGAGCUUGAGCUGGAUGAGCAGCAGAGGAAGCGUCUGGAGGCUUUUCUCACCCAGAAGCAGAAAGUUGGGGAACUGAAGGAUGACGACUUUGAAAAAGUUUCAGAGCUUGGAGCAGGCAACGGAGGAGUGGUGUUUAAGGUGUCCCACAAGCCAACCAGCUUGAUUAUGGCCAGGAAGUUGAUUCAUCUGGAGAUUAAGCCUGCAAUCCGAAACCAGAUUAUCCGAGAGUUGCAGGUUCUGCAUGAAUGUAACUCCCCAUACAUUGUGGGGUUCUAUGGGGCCUUCUACAGUGAUGGAGAGAUCAGCAUUUGCAUGGAACACAUGGAUGGAGGCUCCCUUGAUCAGGUUCUGAAGAAAGCUGGCAAAAUCCCAGAAAAGAUUUUGGGAAAAGUCAGCAUUGCAGUGAUAAAAGGUCUAACCUACCUGAGAGAAAAGCAUAAGAUAAUGCACAGAGAUGUGAAACCUUCUAACAUCCUGGUCAACUCUAGAGGAGAGAUAAAACUCUGCGACUUUGGGGUCAGCGGGCAACUCAUAGACUCCAUGGCAAAUUCCUUUGUUGGGACAAGAUCCUAUAUGUCGCCGGAGCGACUACAGGGCACUCAUUAUUCUGUGCAAUCAGACAUCUGGAGCAUGGGGCUGUCGCUGGUGGAAAUGGCCAUUGGAAGGUAUCCCAUUCCACCCCCUGAUGCCAAAGAGCUGGAACUUAUCUUUGGGUGUUCUGUAGAAAGGGAUCCAGCAUCUUCUGAACUGGCACCUCGCCCCCGGCCACCCGGACGUCCAAUAAGCUCAUACGGUCCUGAUAGUCGACCACCCAUGGCUAUUUUUGAACUUCUGGAUUAUAUCGUGAACGAGCCGCCUCCAAAAUUGCCCAGUGGAGUAUUUGGAGCUGAGUUCCAGGACUUUGUGAAUAAAUGUCUUGUGAAGAAUCCGGCAGAGAGAGCAGACCUUAAACAGCUAAUGGUUCACAGCUUCAUUAAGCAGUCAGAGUUGGAGGAAGUGGAUUUUGCUGGAUGGCUCUGUUCCACUAUGGGCCUUAAGCAGCCCAGUACCCCAACCCAUGCCGCCGGAGUGUGAGUGAACAUGGCGUGGAUGGUGGGCCUGGCAGAGAGUUACCACAUCAUGCUCAUACCAACCUCUAUGGUUGGGGUCUCUGCAGAAAGUGCCAAAAACAUUCUUUUAAUUCUCUUCAAUCCCUUCAUUGAGUUGGGUCCUUUUGGGAAUGGGAUAAACACGAUUUAUUCCAGUGUCCUGUGGGCUCCACUUGCAGUACAGUUCCUGCUUUUAUCCCAUGAUGCUUUGUGGUACCUGUGAUGCUUUCAGUACACGAUACAGGAGAUGAGCCCAGGUGAUAGGUGACUGUGCAUUCUGAUUUACCAGCAAAAUGCAUACUAGGUCAGUCACAGGCCAAACUGAACUGAUGGCUGUUAUGUACCAAACUGGAUGGAUGAUGACACAUGUCAGGAAAAAGGCAAAACCAGUUAAAAGUAAUGGUUAAAAAAGGCUUUAUAAGCAAAUGGCAAGACAGACCUAUCAUAUCAAUAAUGCAGUGCAGGCUAAAUUUAUUGCAAAGAAUCCGUUUUAACACUUCCCUUAUUCUCAAGAAAUGCCCUACUGCGCUUAGUUCAUGUUGGUCACACAUGAGACUGCCCCAACCUCCCAAAAUUAGGAUUCUCAUAUGCUGUCUGGAGAUCUGAGCCAUGCAUGUUCCUUGCAGGCAGAUGUCUGUAUCUGAACCUGCGUCCAAAGCCAUAAGCCCAGGGCCUGCCAGCUAUAAGAAAUGGCCAGUUAUGGGAAAUGAAUUGUGGAAAUGUUAACCCAUCUCUGCCGGAGCACUUCUAUUAAGUGGAGCACAUACUGUAUAUCACUUGAUGUCUUUCUUAAAUUGGAGAUGAGUGGGGGCAAAUGUUAAGUAUAGGGCAGUUUGAACAUAUAUGUUAGAUGUAUGAGGGUAAUGGGAAAGGAUUUAUAGAUUUGUUGCAGUUUGAAAGCAUAACAAACCAUGAAUCCAUACAGGUUGCUCCGGCAGAGAACGGGAUAGCUAGCCAGCAGUCCUUCCGCUGCCUCCUGCCUGUGCCUCUUUGCUUGCUCUGAUUCUUUCAUAUUUAUUUUUUAUUUGAAUGUGAUGUGCUGUGUGAGCUGUGGAUCUGCUCGCUGUAUAGGGCUUCUUUCCCUCCAUGGAAUUAUUUUUCCUGCGUUCCCUUUCCCUUAUUGCAACAUCUCCAACAUGCCAAGGGGAAAAGCUUUACCCCAGAGCAGAAUUCCUGACCGUGAGAAGCCGUUGCCUUUAGUCUCUCAACAUUGUAUCUUUCGAGUAUUCAGAUGUGUUAUCUUUGAUUCUAAUAAAUAUGUUCUAGAGAAA
Messenger RNA from Xenopus laevis (African clawed frog), 2572 nucleotides. RefSeq names its product mitogen-activated protein kinase kinase 1 L homeolog (gene map2k1.L). The record is from RefSeq and is marked provisional. Gene Ontology annotation, molecular function: protein tyrosine kinase activity; ATP binding; protein serine kinase activity. Gene Ontology annotation, biological process: regulation of stress-activated MAPK cascade; regulation of early endosome to late endosome transport; regulation of Golgi inheritance. Lineage: Eukaryota; Metazoa; Chordata; Amphibia; Anura; Pipidae. Gene Ontology annotation, cellular component: early endosome; cytoplasm; late endosome.